AUGGACUCUGAAACAUCCAUCACAGAGUACCCCGAAGGCGGGCUCCAGGCAUGGCUGGUGGUUGUCGGUGCCUGGUGCGCCAUGAUCCCCUCUAUGGGCCUGUUGAAUACCUUAGGGACGCUGCACUCCUGGACCAGCGAACACCAGUUGAUGGACUACUCCGACUCCAGCAUUGGGUGGAUAUUCGGUGCUUAUGGGUUCUUCCUCUACGUCGCGGGCGCCCAGGCCGGCCCCAUUUUCGACUGCUACGGGCCCUUGUAUGUCGUCGUGCCUGGUUCUAUAGGAAUGUUCGCAUCUUUGAUCUGCUUCAGCUUUAGCACUGCAUACUACCAGAUCUUCCUCUCCUUCAGCGUCCUCGGCGGUCUCUCGGCCUGCACUCUCUUCAACCCUGCAGUUUCGGUGAUCGGGCAUUGGUUUGACUGUCGCCGAGGAGUCGCUACCGGCAUUGCCUGCACUGCUGGUGGUGUAGGGGGCGUCAUCUUCCCCAUUAUUGUUAUGUUUGCUGCACCCAGAGUCGGGUUCGGCUGGGCUAUCCGCAUCAUCGCGUUUCUCUCAGCCGGUUUACUUGCAAUAGCCUGUCUUUUCAUGCGUACGAGACUGCCGCGACACAAGGGAAAAUCAGCGGCCAUCGAGUUCAGAGCCCUGUCAGAUCCCCGCUACGCCACGACGACAUUCGCCAUCUUCUUGGUUGAAUUCGCUGUCUUCAUCCCCAUCACCUAUGUCUCCAGCUAUGCGCUCCAUGUCGGAGUAGACAAGAACUUAUCCUAUGCCCUAAUUCCUCUUCUCAACGCUGGGGCGAUCCCCGGGCGUUUCCUUCCGGGCCUCGUGGCGGAUCGACUGGGACGCUUCAACGUCAUGAUUGUUACCUCGCUCUUCUGCUCCAUUCUCACGCUCGCUCUUUGGAUUCCGAUCGAAAGUAAUACUGCCGGCGUUAUCUGCUACGCUAUCCUCUUCGGCUUUUUCAGCGGUGCAGCGAUCAGCCUCACGCCUGUCUGUAUUUCGCAGGUAUGCAAGGUGGAGGACUACGGACGCAGAAACGGGACGACCUUUACGAUUUCAAGUAUUGGAACUCUCACUGGAAUCCCGAUCGCUGGAGCUAUUCUGCAGGCUGGCGAUGGAAACUACCAGGGCCUUAUCGGGUUUGGAGGAGCACUCUACUUUGCAGCGACAGUGGCUUUCGUCGUGGCCAGAGGAGUCUGCGCAGGAUGGAAGUUGAAGACAAUCUUUUAA
This is a messenger RNA of Aspergillus puulaauensis, 1230 nucleotides long. RefSeq names its product putative oxalate/formate antiporter. Gene Ontology annotation, cellular component: fungal-type vacuole membrane. The transcript is spliced from 2 exons. Lineage: Eukaryota; Fungi; Ascomycota; Eurotiomycetes; Eurotiales; Aspergillaceae. The coding region runs from base 1 to 1230 and encodes 409 amino acids. The record is from RefSeq and is a predicted model, not a curated record. Gene Ontology annotation, biological process: transmembrane transport. Gene Ontology annotation, molecular function: transmembrane transporter activity.